Messenger RNA from Cetraspora pellucida, 1881 nucleotides. Lineage: Eukaryota; Fungi; Glomeromycota; Glomeromycetes; Diversisporales; Gigasporaceae. The record is from the annotation of a GenBank genome assembly.
AUGACAAAAGCGACGGAUGAUGAUACAUUUUGUAUACGAAGUGAUGAUAAUUCAGAUGCAGCAAGUGAAAAAACAAUCGUUGAAUAUUCGGGCAAAUUAGAGGCGCUUUUUCCUGACUUGAGAAGUUUUGAUUACUCGCAAUUUAGUGAUCUCAAACGCAUUGGGCAAGGUGGAUUUGCAGCUGUGUAUUCGGCCACAUAUAAAGGAAAAAAAUAUGCAUUAAAAAGCCUAAACAAUAACUUGCACUUUGAUGAUAAAUCACUUAAAAGAAUUGAACGUGAGCUUAUACUUCUUCAUAAAGUUGAUAAUGAAAAUAUUGUAAAACUUUAUGGGUAUUCAAAAGAUCCACGAUUAGAUAGUUUUAUGCUAGUUUUACAGUUGGCUAACGAAGGUAGUUUACGAAAUUACUUACAAAAGAAACAACAAGGAGGAGUUAUUCAAAUAGAAGAAGAAAUGCGAGUAAUCAAUAAAGAAGCAAAGUGCUGUCAAAAAAUUUGUUCAGCGUUAUUAGAACGUGUUGAAUUCGCAAAAACUGCUAUGGAAUCUUUGAACCGAAAUCCAAAUUGUUAUAAAGAACGUUUUGAAAAACAAGAUUAUUACGAAGAUUGGAAGAAAUUGAUUAAUAUACUGGAGAAUAUUAAGAAGUUCGCUAAAGAAAAUACACAAUUGUAUUGGUUUAAAAAAUAUGUAAAUGCUAUUGAGAUUAAAACCAAUUUUGAAAAACAUUGCAAGGAAUUUGUUGAAAUCUGUAAAGCACUAGAUUUUAAUACAGCUAUAUAUAAUGCAAAAAAAAAAGAAAUGGAAGCACAAGAUGCGGCUGAAGAUCUCGAAUAUUUAAAAAAGACCGUAGCAGAAUUAAAGUCGAACGUGGAACAAAUAAAUUCAAAAAGUUCUGGUAUUAAUACAGGUGAAAUACCUUUAGUGACCCAAAUUGAUCCAGAAAAGUUAGUUGAGCCACUAUUAUCUUAUAAUAAUGUAGGUAAAUCCAAAAAAGUCAUUAAAAAAAUAUUACGUGGAGUUGAAGUUGCAUGUAAAAAAAUUUCAUCCAUUGGAAACGAUGAUAUAACAUACAACAAUGAAAUAAAUAUUUUCUUAAAAUUGGGUACUUGUCCGUUUAUUAUUGGCUUUUAUGGGGUUUCAAGGGUGGAUAAGAAUACCAUCACUGAUGGAUUUGAAGCUAGAGUUUCAAAUUUCAAGCACAGUCAUGAUAUGUCCAAAAAACCCUCUGAAAUCAAGAACUUUCCUGAUGUCAUCCGAUGGCUAGCUCCAGAAAUGAUGUUGGAAACCCCUAGUUAUUAUAACCUUCAUUGUGAAACUUUCAGUUUUGGAAUGACACUUUGGGAAAUUUGUUAUCAAAGAAUUCCUUAUAAAGAUAUUGAUAAUAUCGACCAAAUUAAGAAACAAGUUCUUGAUAAAACCCGCGAAACUCUUGGAAUUGCAAAUGAUAAAUUGCAGAUACCUAGAGAACUUGCCAAGAUAAUUACGUUAGCUUGGGAUGAUGAUCCUAUAAAGCGCCCUUCAGAUACAGAAUUGCAGUUAAAAUUUAAAAAGCUUUAUGAUGUACACAUAGCUUCUAAAGUGCUUUCUCCUAAAAUACGCCGUGAAGAUAAUGAAUUUCCAAUGUUUGAAACACCUGAUGUGUCUGAUGGGAAUAAGUUGGAGGAAGAGAAGAAUAAGUUUGAUGUUUCAGAAAUAAUGAAAUAUUUAAAUAUGGCAGCUGAUAAUGGAAAUUCUAUAGCACCUUUUAAUUUGGGCGACAUCUAUUGGAAUGGAAAACUUGGAAUUCCAGUUAAUAAGGAAAAGGCAAAAUCAUAUUUUAAAAUUUCGGCUUCAAAGAAUAAUCCUAAAGCUAUUGAAUUUCUUGAAAAAAAUCAACUUUAA